UCCAGAGUCCAAGGGUCCAUGUGGUGAGCAGGUUGAGUUGUGCUAGGUAUUACAAAGGGACAACUGGUAGGUGGGCAGCAUGAGCUUUGAGGAGCUGCUAGACAAGGUGGGUGGCUUCGGGCCCUUCCAACUGCGGACUAUGGUGAUAAUGGCCCUUCCCCGAAUCCUACUUCCCUUGCAUUUCCUCCUACCCAUCUUCCUGGCCGCGGUGCCUGCCCACCACUGUGCCCUGCCUGGUGCCCCUGCCAACCUCAGCCACCAGAAAGUGUGGCUGGAGGCCCAUCUGCCUCAGGAGCCUGAUGGCACCUUUAGCUCCUGCUUCCGCUUUGCCCAUCCCCGGGCUCUCCCCAACACCACCUUGGGGAGAGAGGCAAACAGCUCUCAGGAUCUGGAGAAUGAACCUUCUGUAGUGCCCUGCUCUCAGGGCUGGGAGUACGACCACUCAGAAUUCUCCUCCACCAUUGCAACUGAGUGGGAUCUGGUGUGUGAGCAGAGAGGCCUGAACAAACUUACAUCCACCUUCUUCUUCAUCGGUGUGCUGGUGGGGGCUGUGAUCUACGGCUACCUGUCUGACAGGUUUGGGCGGCGCUGGCUUCUGCUGGUAGCCUAUGUGAGCUCCCUGGUGCUUGGCUUGCUGUCUGCAGCCUCUGUCAACUAUGCCAUGUUUGUCAUCACCCGCACCCUCACAGGCUUAGCCCUGGCUGGCUUCACCAUCAUUGUGUUGCCACUGGAGCUGGAGUGGCUGGAUGUGGAGCACCGCACUGUGGCCGGUGUCAUCAGCUCCAUCUUCUGGACAGGAGGCGUGCUACUGCUAGCACUAGUUGGGUACCUGAUACGGGGCUGGCGAUGGCUUCUGCUGGUUGUUACUCUGCCAUGUGUCCCAGGCAUCCUUAGCAUCUGGUGGGUACCUGAGUCUGCACGCUGGCUUCUGACCCAGGGCCGUGUGGUGGAGGCCCAAAGGUACUUGUUGUGCUGUGCCAAGUUCAAUGGGCGGCCCGUGGGUGAGGACAGCCUGAACCAGGAGGUCCUGAACAAAGUUGCCACCAUGGAACGGGUAUCACAAAGACCCUCAUACCUAGAUCUGUUCCGCACGCGGCAGCUCAGGCACAUCUCACUGUGCUGCAUGGUGAUGUGGUUUGGAGUAAACUUUUCCUACUACGGCCUGACUCUCAACUUGUCCGGGCUGGAGCUGAACGUGUACCAGACGCAGCUGGUGUUAGGGGCCGUGGAGCUGCCCUCCAAGUUCGCAGUCUACUUCCUGGUGCGCCACGUGGGACGCCGGCUCACGGAGGCAGUAAUGCUGCUGAGCGCGGCUCUGACCUUCGGCAUGGCACUGCUAAUAUCCUCUGAGACCAAGUCCUGGAUCACUGCCCUGGUGGUGGUUGGAAAAGCCUUUUCUGAAGCUGCAUUCACCACUGCCUACCUGUUCACUUCAGAGCUGUACCCUACGGUGCUCAGAGACGAAGAAGGCACAGCUUCCAGAGACCAUCCAGGACGUGGAAAGAAAGAGUAUUCAGGAGGAAGAGAUGCAGGUCCAGGACUGAGUGGGACUGGAGACAACCCUCCAUGGCUCCAUGCAGGAGGAGCAGAGAGCAGAAAGCAUGGCUCUUGUGACUGGGCCAUCAAACCCUUUUGCCUAGGGAUGGAGAUGCCACUGGUGCCUUCUGCCUGUGUUCAUCCAGCCUUAACUGUUCAGUCUCCAGCAACAGGUCAACCUCCCAGAAUGCACUGGGCUGCUGGAGAUUCUGGGGACCCCUCUCAUGACUGGGGGAUUCUGUAAAUAAAGGUGCCUCUUGGGUUGGGGCAGCAGUGAGGAGAUUUAGGAAGACCCUCAGAUGGAAACUGUUGAGUUGGUCCUUGGCUGAUUCCAGUUUUGCCACUGUUCAUGUCCCAAAUGGAUACUGAAACCUUCUAGCAGACCUUCUGACAACACCUGUUGUCAUGCUCAAACUGAACAAGAUGAUUCUAGAAAUGGUGCUAAAGGGAUGGUCCAACAUGACUUCUGCUACUCAUUAGA
This is a messenger RNA of Nannospalax galili (Upper Galilee mountains blind mole rat), 2017 nucleotides long. It is a transcript of the gene Slc22a7, whose product is annotated as solute carrier family 22 member 7. Gene Ontology annotation, biological process: transmembrane transport. Lineage: Eukaryota; Metazoa; Chordata; Mammalia; Rodentia; Spalacidae. The record is from RefSeq and is a predicted model, not a curated record. Bases 80 to 1780 code for a protein of 566 amino acids. Gene Ontology annotation, cellular component: membrane. The transcript is spliced from 10 exons. Gene Ontology annotation, molecular function: transmembrane transporter activity.